UUUGUUCCCCAGGAAUGGCAGAUCAACUGUUUAUCUUAUGAAUACGACUCUGAGCCAUUUGGCAAGGAACGUGAUGCUGCCAUCCAAAAACUGGCCUGCGAGGCUGAGGUGGAGGUCAUGGUGCAGGUUUCACACACCCUCUACAAUCUGGUCGAGAUCAUAGAGCUCAAUGAUGGUCACCCUCCUCUUACAUACAAGCGCUUCCAGGCUCUCAUCAACCGUAUGGAUGCUGUGGAGAUCCCUGCAGAGACGAUCACACUUGAGGUUAUCAGAAAUUGUGCCACACCCAUCAGUGAAGACCAUGAUGACAAGUUUGGGGUACCCUCUCUGGAAGAGCUUGGUAAGUUUUUAUUUUAA
This is a messenger RNA of Dicentrarchus labrax (European seabass), 357 nucleotides long. Its product is annotated as cryptochrome-1-like. NCBI's taxonomy places the organism in Eukaryota, Metazoa, Chordata, Actinopteri, Moronidae. The annotation marks the transcript as partial. The record is from RefSeq and is a predicted model, not a curated record. Gene Ontology annotation, biological process: circadian regulation of gene expression; entrainment of circadian clock by photoperiod; negative regulation of DNA-templated transcription. Gene Ontology annotation, molecular function: DNA binding; FAD binding. Gene Ontology annotation, cellular component: cytoplasm; nucleus. The transcript is spliced from 2 exons.